This is a messenger RNA of Trematosphaeria pertusa, 1146 nucleotides long. RefSeq lists its product as uncharacterized. NCBI's taxonomy places the organism in Eukaryota, Fungi, Ascomycota, Dothideomycetes, Pleosporales, Trematosphaeriaceae. Bases 284 to 1111 code for a protein of 275 amino acids. The record is from RefSeq and is a predicted model, not a curated record. The transcript has 3 exons.
AGGGAUAUGAUGUGUAGAAAUGGUUCAAAUAAUACGAACUACACCCCACUGUCGUUUCGUGGAUCCAUGAGGUCAAUGUGUGCUUCACCCCGGGUCCGUGAAUGAGCUGCGCCACGUCUCACGGCUUUCUCGGUCACCCAACUCGCUCAACUGUCACUGCGACGGUCCAUGGCGGGCCUCACAACGCCGUCGCGAGACAUUGAAAAAGCGAUGAAGCCACCCUAGACAUUCCUUCCACAACCGUCCAACUUCCACAGCCGCGCAUCCUUCCACAUCUACCAUAAUGCCCCUCUUCAAAAAGAAGCCGCACGACGGCACCAGCCAACCAUUGAUACCACCUCCAGAGCCCACCUCCCCACCAGCCUACGCACCUUCCGCACCUGUCCCUUCCUCUUCUUACCAACCCCGCCUAGCCUCGCUAUCUUUCCACAUGACCGACCGCAUCCGCCUUCUUCAUUUCCCCCCUGAGGCUAUCGACGUCUGUCGCAGCACCAUUCUUUCCGCCUGGAAGCCGCCUCACUCUGGGGCAAUCGUCAUCCAAGACGAGCGUCCCUAUGGAGCCUCCCACGAGUUCAAAUUGCGCGGUUUUCCGUGGGCCCUAGGAAGUUACCAGCCGGUUGAAUCGAGUAGAUUGGUUUGUGCGCUGUUAAGCACGCUUCAUGGCCUGGGUUGGACGCUGAUCUUGACGACGGAUGUGACGAGGAAGAUGAGGGACAAGGAUACGUUGGUGUUUAGGCGGAGGCGCAUGUGCCUGUGGAGUGUGACUGGGGCGUGGUCAUGUUUUCGGGAGGCGACAGGAUGCGUCCCUCCCGAAGUCAGCCAAGCCACAGCGGCUCAGCUCGGCCCUUCGUGGGUGCAAGCCCGAUCCGUCCACAAAUCAGUCGCAGAUGAGCUCAAGCUCCAUGGCUCGCCUUGGUUUGCUAAUGGGAUAGAGACUAUGAGGGUUCGUGAGCUGUUGCUGGUGCUGUUAGAGUCGCUUGAGGAUGAGGGAUGGACCGUGUUCGCGAGCAUUGAUCAGAAGCAUGGGCGAGACGAUUAUACUGAGACUGAUACUUGGUAUUGCUGCAGACCAAAAGGCUGGGUGAAGGGAGCCCCUUUGUACCAUAAUUGAUGACUUGGUUUGAAAUAUUACGAGAUGCAUCGGAG